AAAAGAAAAAAAAAGGAAAAGAAAAAAAAAAGGAAAAGAAAACCAGACCCAGUGUGAUGGAAGAAGAUGCAAAGGGGUUUGAGUUUUUCCAGUGCCUUAUUCAUUUCUUUUGACUUUUGUUGCUUUUCCAGUAAUAUCCGUGGAACUACUAAGAAUAGCCACUUGCUGCUUCUAAGAAUAACACCAAACUACAACCUGUUUAUUUCCCAACUUUGUUUGAGAUUUACUGAAUUAUAGGAUUAAUGGUGUGAGCAGCACCAAUAAUAGGAGUAUUGGGUUAAUAGCAAAAAUAGGACUGAAACUGCUGAAACCGAAGCUUGCACUGGAAAUCAGCGUUG
Messenger RNA from Ascoidea rubescens DSM 1968, 338 nucleotides. RefSeq lists its product as uncharacterized. Lineage: Eukaryota; Fungi; Ascomycota; Saccharomycetes; Ascoideales; Ascoideaceae. Bases 67 to 237 code for a protein of 56 amino acids. The record is from RefSeq and is a predicted model, not a curated record. The transcript has a single exon.